AGCACCAUGCAAAAUCUUACUGUACAAAAUUUUUCAUUCAUAACUUUCAAGCUUAGUGGUUUCCAUGAUUUGGGAGAAUGGAGGCCUUUUCUGUUUAUUCCAUAUUUCCUUAUGUUUUUGUUGUCUACACUGUCAAACUCCAUUCUCAUAUAUUUGAUUGUAUCUAAGAGAGCUUUACACUCUCCGAUGUGUGUACUAAUCGGUCUGAUGGCUGUGGUGGACCUGUGCUUGCCAAUAUUUUUUGUCCCAAAUAUGCUACUUAGCUUUUUAUUUAACUGGAAGGGGAUUUCACUUGUGGGCUGUUUGAUACAGAUGUUUUGUCUUCAUUAUGUUGGUACAUUUCAGUCUACAUUACUUGCCUGGAUGGCUGUGGAUCGGUUCUUUGCUAUAUGCAGACCACUUUAUUAUCACAAAUAUAUGGAAAUCCCUACCUUUCUAAAAUUCAUUAUUGUACCACUAAUCAGAAAUGUAAUCUUAAUUGUCAUGAUUGUUUCUUUGGCUGGAAAACUUUCUUUCUGUGUGACAGAUGAGAUAGAUCACUGUUUUUGUGAGCACAUGGCUUUGGUCCAGCUGGCAUGUGGAGAUAUUUCCAUUAAUAACUUAGUAGGACUUUUAGCUGCUUUUCUGAUUCCAACAGUAGAUUUUAUUUUCUUUACUUUGUCUUAUAUAAUAAUGCUUGCAUCUGUAUUAAAAUCUGGAAAGUCUCAUUUAAAGGCUAUUAACACUUGUGUUACUCAUAUAAUUGUGAUGGCAGUUACUUUAACUUUUGCCUUGAUUGCCUUUUUGUCUUACAGAAUAAGAAAUAAUUUCUCUUCCAGCAUUCGUGUUUUUCUGAGUACAAUGUAUUUGCUUUUUCCAAGUUGUUUUAACCCAAUUAUUUAUGGAGUAAGAACAAAAGAAAUAAGAGAACAAUUUCUUAAGUGCUUGAACCAAAUAAAGGUUUUACCACAAUGCUAUAAUACUGCAAAUUGA
This is a messenger RNA of Colossoma macropomum (tambaqui), 972 nucleotides long. RefSeq names its product olfactory receptor 52K1-like. Gene Ontology annotation, cellular component: membrane. Lineage: Eukaryota; Metazoa; Chordata; Actinopteri; Characiformes; Serrasalmidae. Gene Ontology annotation, biological process: G protein-coupled receptor signaling pathway. Gene Ontology annotation, molecular function: G protein-coupled receptor activity; olfactory receptor activity. The transcript has a single exon. The coding region runs from base 7 to 972 and encodes 321 amino acids. The record is from RefSeq and is a predicted model, not a curated record.